AUGUCUAUGAAAUUACCCCAAAACCCAAAUGCUGGGUUAUUCAAACAAGGUUACAAUAGUUAUUCUAAUGCGGAUGGCCAGAUCAAUAAAUCCAUUGCUGCAAUUCGUGAAAUACAUCAAAUGUGUUUGACAUCCUUAGGACCAUGCGGUAGGAAUAAGAUUAUUGUUAAUAGCCACGGCAAAACAAUCAUUACCAAUGAUGCUGCCACUAUGUUACGUGAAUUAGAUAUUGUCCAUCCAGCUGUUAAAGUUCUAGUUAUGGCUACCGAACAACAAAAAAUUGAUAUGGGUGAUGGUACUAAUUUGGUUUUAGUUUUAGCGGGCGAAUUAUUAAAUGUUAGCGAAAAAUUGAUUAGCUUAGGUUUGUCCCCAGUGGAAAUUAUCCAAGGUUAUAAUUUAGCAAAAAAUUUCACUUUAAAAGAGUUAGAUCAAAUGGUUGUCACUGAAAUUGAACCAACUGAAAAACACAAUAAAAAUCAAUUAAUUAAAGUUGUAAAACCAGUUAUUGCCUCCAAACAAUACGGUUCUGAAGACAUUUUAAGUGAAUUGGUUGCAGAAGCAGUUUCUCAUGUUUUACCCAAAGCUAGUUCCCCCAAUCCAUCUAGUUUUAAUGUUGAUUCUAUACGUGUAGUUAAGAUCAUGGGUGGUUCUUUACCAAUGAGUACUGUUAUAAAAGGUAUGGUUUUUAAUCAUGAGGCUGAGGGCCAUAUUAAAUCGUUGUCCUCAGAAGGGGGAGAAGGUGGUGAAAAGAAGCACAAAGUUGCUGUUUUCACCUGCCCUAUCGAUAUUGCAGCUACUGAAACAAAGGGUACAGUUCUUUUACACAAUGCCAAGGAAAUGUUGGAUUUUUCCAAGGGAGAAGAACAGCAAUUGGAUGAAAUGGUUAAGGAAAUCGCCGAUUCUGGAGUUGAUUGCAUUAUCGCCGGUAGUACUAUUAAUGAUUUAGCUCUUCAUUAUAUGAAUAGACAUAACAUACUAGUUUUGAAAGUGCCAAGUAAGUUUGAUUUAAGAAGAAUUUGCCGUGUUUGUGGUGCUACACCAAUGCCUAGAUUGGGUGCACCAACCCCUGAGGAAAUUGGUAUUGUAGACACUGUGAAAAGUCUGGAAAUUGGUGGAGAUAGGGUUACUGUUUUUAAACAAGAAACAGAAGAAACAACCAGGACAGCCACUAUUAUAUUAAGAGGCGCUACUCAGAAUAAUUUGGAUGAUAUAGAAAGAGCCAUUGAUGACGGUGUUUCCGCCAUUAAGGGCUUAAUGAAGCCAGAUGGUGGCAAGUUACUACCCGGUGCCGGCGCCACCGAAAUUGAGUUGGUUUCCAGAAUUACUAAAUAUGGUGAAAAGAUUCCAGGUUUAUUGCAACUAGCUAUUAAGCAAUUUGCUGUAGCAUUUGAGGUUAUACCAAGAGCUCUAGCUGAAACCAGUGGGUUAAAUAUUAAUGAAGUGUUACCUAAUUUGUAUUCUGCUCAUGCUAAUAUUAGUUCAAAUGAGCUUGCUACCGCUGAUGAAAACAAACUCUUGCAAGGUGUUGAUAUUGAUGGCAUCAACCCGGAUGGUACAAAAAACAUUAGAGAAGAAGGCAUCUAUGAUUUAUUAUCGGCCAAGAAAUUUGCAGUUAAUGUCGCUACUGAUGCCGCUUGCACAAUUUUAUCCGUCGAUCAAAUAAUCAUGGCCAAAAGAGCUGGUGGCCCACAAGCCCCUGCUGCUGGACCAAAACCUGGAAACUGGGAUCAUGAUGACUAG
Molecule: messenger RNA, 1740 nt
Organism: Saccharomycodes ludwigii
Lineage: Eukaryota; Fungi; Ascomycota; Saccharomycetes; Saccharomycodales; Saccharomycodaceae
Gene: CCT8
Product: chaperonin-containing T-complex subunit CCT8
Exons: 1
Coding region: 1-1740 (579 amino acids)
Biological process (GO): protein folding
Cellular component (GO): chaperonin-containing T-complex
Molecular function (GO): ATP hydrolysis activity; ATP-dependent protein folding chaperone; ATP binding
Source: RefSeq, a predicted model, not a curated record